Phodopus roborovskii (desert hamster) is the source of this 2163-nucleotide messenger RNA. It is a transcript of the gene Agxt2, whose product is annotated as alanine--glyoxylate aminotransferase 2. Gene Ontology annotation, biological process: glyoxylate catabolic process. Gene Ontology annotation, molecular function: L-alanine:glyoxylate transaminase activity; pyridoxal phosphate binding. Gene Ontology annotation, cellular component: mitochondrion. The record is from RefSeq and is a predicted model, not a curated record. The transcript has 14 exons. Lineage: Eukaryota; Metazoa; Chordata; Mammalia; Rodentia; Cricetidae. The coding region runs from base 34 to 1572 and encodes 512 amino acids.
GGAUUUUGGAGUUUGCCUCCUGCCUGGAAAGAGAUGGCUCUAGCCUGGAGAAAGCUGCGGAAAGCCUUCUACCUGGAGACCUCUCUCAGAAUCCUCCAUCUAUGUCCACCCUCAAGCUGUGCUCCCUGGAUAUCUGUACCCAGGCUCUCUCUUCAUACAAAGCCCAGCAUGCCACCAUGUGACUUCUCACCUGAGAGAUACCAGUCCCUGCCCUACAGCCGUGCCUUGGAGAUUCACAAACAGCACCUUUCUCCUGUGGAAACGGCAUAUUUCCAGAAGCCUUUGCUGCUGCACCAGGGACACAUGGAGUGGCUCUUUGAUUCAGAGGGAAACAGAUACCUGGACUUCUUCUCCGGGAUUGUAACUGUUAGUGUUGGUCACUGCCAUCCGAAGGUAACUGCAGUGGCGCAAAAGCAGAUGGACCACCUGUGGCAUACAAGCUCUGUCUUCUUCCACCCUCCAAUGCACGAAUAUGCAGAGAAACUUGCAGAACUUCUCCCUGAGCCUCUUAAGGUCAUCUUCCUGGUAAACAGUGGAUCAGAAGCCAAUGACCUGGCCAUGGUAAUGGCCAGAACAUACUCAAAGCACACAGACAUCAUUUCUUUCAGAGGUGGCUAUCAUGGAUGCAGCCCCUAUACACUUGGCUUGACAAAUGUAGGGAUCUACAAGAUGGAACUACCCAAUGGGAUGGGCUGCCAAUCAACAAUGUGCCCAGAUGUUUUCCGAGGCCCUUGGGGAGGAAGCUACUGUCGAGAUUCUCCAGUGCAAACAGUUAGGAAAUGCAGCUGCACUCCAGACUGUUGCCAAGCAAAAGAACAGUAUAUUGAACAAUUCAAAGAAACCCUGAACACUUCUGUGGCCAAGUCAAUUGCUGGAUUUUUUGCAGAACCAAUUCAAGGUGUGAAUGGUGUUGUCCAGUACCCGAAGGAGUUUCUGAAGGAAGCCUUUGCAUUGGUUCGAGAGAGGGGAGGUGUGUGCAUUGCAGAUGAAGUACAGACAGGAUUUGGAAGGCUGGGCUCUCACUUCUGGGGCUUCCAAAGCCACGAUGUACUGCCUGACAUUGUCACCAUGGCUAAAGGGAUUGGGAAUGGCUUCCCUAUGGCUGCGGUUGUGACCACUCCAGAAAUUGCUAAAUCUUUGGCUAAAUGCCUACAACACUUCAACACGUUUGGAGGGAGCCCCCUGGCCUGUGCCAUUGGAUCUGCUGUACUCCAGGUGAUCAAAGAAGAAAAUCUACAGAAAAACAGUCAAGAAGUUGGUACCUACAUGUUACUCAAGUUUGCUGAGCUGCGGGAUGAAUUUGACAUCAUUGGGGAUGUCCGAGGCAAAGGCCUUAUGAUGGGGAUAGAGAUGGUUCAAGACAAGAUGAGUCGCCAGCCUCUUCCUAAAACAGAAGUAAAUCAAAUCCAUGAGGACUGCAAAGACAUGGGCCUCCUAGUGGGCAGAGGUGGUAUUUUUUCUCAGACGUUCCGCAUCGCACCCCCGAUGUGCAUCACUAAGCUUGAAGUGGACUUUGCAUUUGAAGUAUUUCGCACAGCCUUACUUCAACACAUGGAGAGAAGAGCUAAGUAAGAUUUCUACAAGUGAAGAACCACGAGCCCCAAGAACUUCUCAACUAUGUGCAGAGAUGAAUUUGAAGAAUGUUGAGUUGAAACCACAUAUAGUAAGAUGAAAACCUGCAGCUCUCCAUAGUAAUUGUAAAAGAUCAGUAGGCACUGGCCAUAUUUUCAAUGAAGCCCUAUUCUCCUGAGAAUUCCAUCCUUCAGGAACAGUGUCUAUCCCUGGCUCACAGAAUAAGUCCUAAUUUGUGUAGCUUAGUCUGUGUUGUUUCCCAUUGCAUUAACUGGUUUGUAAAUGAAUACAAGGCAUAUGUGUCACCGAUGAAUCCUGAAGGAAAACCUUUCUGUGCUAACACUUCUGAGGAAGCAUUCCUUCAUGCUUCUUUUCACACUGGAAAUACUGCAUCUCAUAAUGGCAUUUCUCAAUUCGCAUCGGGCAUCUGGAAGCCAUGAAGAUAAAGUGUGGUCACAAUGCUACAUCUGGAAAACGGUUGGAAGCUGAGUGCUUGGUAAUAUCGAUGAGUCACGAAUCUUGGAGCCAUCUUAUCUCAGGGUUUUUUGACUUAUAAAAUAAUAAAUUCAUUGUACUGCUUACGACUUUAAA